This is a messenger RNA of Brassica rapa (field mustard), 492 nucleotides long. RefSeq names its product aminoacylase-1-like. The record is from RefSeq and is a predicted model, not a curated record. Gene Ontology annotation, molecular function: aminoacylase activity. NCBI's taxonomy places the organism in Eukaryota, Viridiplantae, Streptophyta, Magnoliopsida, Brassicales, Brassicaceae.
AUGGCUCUAGACUCGAAGGCGAUCAUUUCCAGGUUCCAAGAUUACCUCCGUAUAAACACCGUACAACCUAACCCUGAUUACUACGCAGCCGCAAACUUCAUUAAAUUACAAGCUCAGUCCAUCUCUCUCCAAUACCAACCAAUCGAGUUCGUUCAGGGAAAGCCUAUUGUUCUCCUGAAAUGGGCUGGCUCAGAGCCUUCGUUACCUGCGAUUCUCUUGAACUCUCACGUCGACGUCGUCCCCUUUGAGGCAGAGAAGUGGGAUCAUCCACCGCUAGGAGCAGAGAUCGACGAAGACGGUAGAAUAUACGCGAGGGGAACUCAGGACAUGAAGAGCGUUGGGAUGCAGUACUUAGAAGCCAUUCGAAAGCUUGUAGCCUCUGGAUAUAAGCCGCUUAGAUCGGUAUAUGUCACGUUCGUUCCUGAUGAAGAGAUCGGUGGCGCUGAUGGUGUUGGGCGGUUCGUGGAGAGUCGGAAAUAUUCAAGAGCUUGA